AUGCAAACGCUAGAGGGCAGCAGUGAGGACGAGGAAUGGGGAAACGAGACCGAGGCGAUGCCGGCAGAACCUCAUACGCCAAGUUCCGGAGGCGAGCGCGUCGCCUCCAGUGGUGCUGCAUCCCCAGACUCUGGGAGCUCUCCGGCGCCCUCCCCACCCAGACUGCGCCUUAACACAAACCUCGCUACGGAUCCUGCGCUCGCGCCUCAAGCGACCACGCUCAAGCACGAGCCUCCGUCACCUUCACCGCCACCGCCAUCCGUGCAGCAAGCCAGAGAUUUUAUUGCGCUCACCGCGGCAAACUUCCCUGCCUUAUUUCCCGCUGCAAUAUCCACACCCCCCGGAUACAAAUGUAUGCCGUGCGGAAUACGAUAUUCCUCGUUAAGCACACUUCAAGCACAUCAAGAGCAUUAUUGCUCUAAAAGACCAUCUAAAACAGAUAACAAUGAUUCGUCAAACGAGCAAACAGCUGACAGUGAAUCUGGUGACAGCAAGACAAAUCGGCCAGUGGGAAAACAAUAUGCUUGCACCUACUGCUCUUAUAGCGCUGAUAAGAAGGUCAGCUUAAAUCGUCAUAUGCGAAUGCAUUCAUCAUCACCUGUAAGUACUAGCACACCGGUGCCAACACCUACCUCGAACGGUCAAACUACAGAAGGUUCGCCGGCGCAAGACAGAUAUUGUGUGGACUGUGACAUUCACUUUACCUCUGUUAAAACUUUUCGAGCCCACAAAGAACAUUAUUGCAAUACUAGACAAGUUGUGAAGCAAGCAGUCCUGGCAGCUGCUAGAACAGGGUCAGCUACAUCAGGCUCUGCACCUCCUUCUCCCGGGACUACUCCACCUGCGCAAAAUCAAUAUGCCCUAGCAUUACCAACUAACCCAAUAUUAAUUGUACCGUAUUCCCUAUUACGAAGCGCUAGCACGUUGCCAGGUGCGACAUUACCGGAUCCUGAUACUCCAUGUUUCUUAUUACCGAAUGGUACAUUUCAACCAAUAAACCGACAUAUACCAAAUAUGAAUGCUGAUAUUAAAGAGGCAGAAGUUUUAAAAUCUGCAAAUAGACCUCGUGAGGCGUCUAGAGAUGCCGCAACUCCAUUAGAUCUGACCGUUAGACGCACACCUGAAUCGGUGACCACUGAUGACCAUGAGAAGGAAAAUAGAAUACGUUCCACAACACCGGAACAGAUUGUAUGUGCUCCAUCUCUUCCCGCUUCACCCGCCACGCCCUCACCUUCCAGGCUAUCUUCCUCUCCAAGUGGUGAAAGUUCACCAAAACGAAGGCGAAGAAAUUCAAGGGAUCCUACACCGAAACCUCUCAGGUUACCAUCUCCUCCAGAGGAAAAAUUCAGCCACGUUGUGCCACCUCAAAUAAUCCCAUCCUUGCCUUUAAGACUUCCAACAGACUUGCCAAUCACAACCGCAUCACCUCAAGUGCUAGUUAAACAGGGAGUAUCGAAAUGCAAAGAAUGCAAUAUUGUCUUUUGCAAAUAUGAGAACUAUCGCAUUCAUAAAAGGCAUUACUGUUCGGCUGGAGGAGAGGAACGCGCAAGUCCAGCGCCUCCGGAACCCGGGCCUCCUCCUCAAUAUCGACAACUGAUCUGCCUUGCGUGUGGCAUACAUUUCAGCUCGAUGGAUAACUUAACUACGCAUCAAUUGUACUACUGUACAAAAAGAGAGACUCGGUCCCCAAGAAGUGUACCCGAGGCGCCAAGACCUCCGUCAGGUUCUGAAGGAGGAUGGAAAUGCCCAUGUUGCGAGGUGGUUUCACCGACUGCAGCGACCGCACAAAGGCACAUGGAAGCUCACGCUGGCGUCAAAGCUUUCCGUUGUACAAUUUGUCGAUAUAGAGGAAACACCCUGCGGGGCAUGCGAACACACAUUCGUAUGCAUUUCCGAGAGAAGCCGUCUGACUUACAGGAGGAGAGCUUUAUUUCGUGUGUUCUGGAAGAUGACACCCGCGAGACUACCUCGCCCAGCCCAGGAGUGGGGGAACGCAUACAUCGCUGCGGAAGCUGUGCAUACACAUCCACCUAUCGCGGAAAUGUAGUUCGCCACGCCAGGCUGGUCCACGCUACUGAAGAUCCAGAACCGGAAGAAACCUCACCAAUCCCGCCAGCCGAUAUUAAAAAGGAACCGGAAAUCGAUGAAGACACUCCAAACUAUUGUAAAUCCUGCAAUAUAUCUUUUAAAUACGUGAACACUUAUAAAGCACACAAGCAGUUUUAUUGCAAAGCCGCAACACAGGAUGCAACAUCGAAUAAUAAUGUUCCCGCGUGCGUUAAUGAUGCUCCUGUUGUAUAG
Messenger RNA from Pieris macdunnoughi, 2301 nucleotides. The record is from the annotation of a GenBank genome assembly. NCBI's taxonomy places the organism in Eukaryota, Metazoa, Arthropoda, Insecta, Lepidoptera, Pieridae.